Verticillium nonalfalfae is the source of this 2256-nucleotide messenger RNA. RefSeq lists its product as uncharacterized. NCBI's taxonomy places the organism in Eukaryota, Fungi, Ascomycota, Sordariomycetes, Glomerellales, Plectosphaerellaceae. The transcript has a single exon. The record is from RefSeq and is a predicted model, not a curated record. Bases 1 to 2256 code for a protein of 751 amino acids.
AUGACGCACAACACGACACACUCCAGUGCGGCAUCUGCCGUCUUGUCUUGGGCGGCGCAAACCUCCAAUAUGCCCUCCAUCGCCGACGAGGACAUUGGCGACGUCGAUGAACCCCCCGAUUCGCGUCUGCCCUACUCGCCCAUGAAGAGCACCUUCACUCGCAACCCGAUUCGCAACUCGGUGGACGUACACCACCACCAGUCGCUGCUCACCAAGGCUCUGCACUACGAACCUGACGAGGAGCACACCGAACCCCGGUCUUCGCUUCACCUCUUUGGUCUUCGACGCUGCACUACGAGCAACGCCAGCAUUGCCUCGACAGCCGACCUGACUAGCGAUACGGGCAUGACCAGCCCGUCGCGGACCAACACACCCAGUCCUCCCCUACCUGAACUCCGCUUCCUGAAGCUGAACAACGAGCCGGCCCGUGCCGCGAAGGAGGCCCCUCUGGCAGGAGGAGAGGAGUCCCAGAAGACUGCGCCACCUAGGAAACGAUGCAUCCAGUUUGCGUGCGCCGCGAAGCCCACCGCAACGCCCAAGCCUGUUGAGGCACCGGAACCCCAGGAUCAGGCCAUCGAGUCCAAGCCUGAUGCGCCUCGGAAGCGGUGCAUCAAGUUUGCUUGCCCUGCUCCUCGACCUGUCAACCAAUCCACCCCUCCCCAACACGUUGAGCACCUUGAGGCUGCCGCUGCUCGUCUGCAGCCCCAGACCCCCGACAGCUCUCCCGCCACUGUCAGGAAGCAUCGUUUCUCUUCGAGCCACUCGCGGUCUCCCCGCCCCCCGGCGGUGUGCCGCUCCUCCCGCGACCCCGCUCGCAAGCCCAUGUCCACCAAGAAGUACAUUACUGUGGACGACAAGGAUCUUCAGAAUGAGGCGUCCCGCUUUCACGAGUUUGCCAGCGACGACCACUGUGACGAGGACUGGAUGCGAGAGACUGUUCCUGUUGCAGGCCGCAAGAUGACCGUCAAUGAUACCCUGGCGAAGGAGAAUGAGAUUCGCAAGCUCGCUAAAGAAGCUGAAGAGGAGGCUGAUGAAGAGGAAAACGAUGACGAGACGGCCAUCGAUGACGAUGACGACCUCAACGCCACCGCCGGCGAAGAGGAGGACGAUGAGGAGGACGAGGAUGAGGACGACGACGACAUUGACGACGGUCUCUCCGGCUACGUUACUGAGGAUGAGGACGAUGAUUCGAUCGGUUAUCACACUGACGAAGAGACUGGCUUUGCCGACUCGGACGACGAGGCUGAUGACGAUCUUCAGCUCUGGACUCCCGCGCAGCCCGCCCUCCGCCUUUCCGGUCUGUCAUCUACAACCCCCGUUGGACGUCGUGCGUCUAUCGGCCAUCAGUCCGAUUCCUCCCUCGGCUCUAUCAGCAGCGUCCGGGCUGUCCGUUCCGGCAAGUCUCGUCGCAUCAAGAUCCGCCCCGGCACUCCUGAGCUUCCUGACAGUACCGACUUUGUCUGCGGUACCCUUGAUGAGGACCGUCCCAUCGAAGACGCGUAUCUCUCGUGUCUUGCUGCCCGCAGGCGUGAGAAGCUUCACGUCAUUCCUCAAGACAUCGACCCUAGUUUUCCUGCGUCGGAGCCCGAAGACAACGGCGAAGAAGAGCUCUACAACCCUGUGAAGCACGCCAGCGAUGACGAUGACGUCUGGCUGCACGGCGAGAUGGAUGACCUUGACCACCAGCAAGAGAGACGCAGCCGCAAGAAGAAAAGCGAGCAUAGCUCGCCCAAGCGUUACCACUCGCCGCCCCCAAAACAGCGUUACCACUCGCCGCCUCCCAAGAACCGCGGUCGCUCACCACCCCCCAAGAGGUUGUUUGACCGCCGUUCUCCUUGCCGCAUGCGGUCACCUGCUCCUCAGGUCGUCAGGUCACCGCCUGCGUCUCUGCGUACCGGGCCUCAGGCCAUCGCCUUCAAGGAGCUCGCCUCCCGCCCGGGUCUCACCAUGACCAAGUCGCUGCCUCGCCCAGCCGCAUGGUUCAAUAUGCGCAACGGCCGUCGCAACAAGGCAUUGAUGCCCAACGCUCACGACAACGAUGUUCACAUUCGUAGUGCCAUCGACAUUGUCAAGGGGUUGGAGCAGAAGCGCCAACGUCGCAAGGAGAAGUACUACCAGAAAUACUGCAACCGCGCCCGUAAGGGACAGAAGCCAGAGCGCAAGCCUAUGCCUGGCAUGGGCUGCGUUCGCAUGAGAGAACUCGGUUUGCUCAUGGCUGGCAAGAUUGACCAAGGCAAUUAUGUCCUGUCUGUCUGA